UCUACAUCAGUUAUAAGCACAGGCACGAUGAAUUAUUACACUGCAAAUGAAGCAUGCAAGAAACAGUGCAAUGAUUUUGAUAAACCUCGUCAUACGCCUCGUAUCCUGGGGCGCAGAUUUGCGUUGACUGCGACAGGUUAUAAAUAUUUGGAUGUUGGAAUCAGCGUGUCUCAUGUGCAAAUCAUUCUUGCUGAUAAUCGAGGAAGUCAAUUAAUAUUGCCUCAUGCGACAUGGGCAGCGUUCAUCGAAAGACGUGAAGCUGUGGAACGAUUUUUACCAUCGAACAUCGCCUCAUCGCUGUCGAUUCGCGAGUUGGUGAUUGAGCGUGUUAAGAUGUACGAUGAAAACAUGGUAAAAUUAACAUUACACAGAAACUGCUUGUACAUGAAACCUCAAACUUUAUUAUUUCUAUUCGAAAUCGAAACUUGUGUAGACCUUGUAUAUUUCGAAUUAUGCCAGAAUACGCAUAGUGUAGGUGAAAAAUAUAAGACCUUCGUAAAUACUAUAAAAUCCAAUUGUAUUAUUGAUAGGCGUGAUGCAAUUAAAAUCUUACAUAAAGUUUCAGAUAAAACUUCGCUUAUUGAUUGUGAAUUAUUAGCUUUUGCUAUGGAUAAUAUUUUAUAUGAUGCGUUACCAUAAUGUACAUGUUACGAUAAAUAUAUAUUUGUUCAUAAACAUUUUUUAUCCAUUCUUUAUUCCUAUCCUCUUCGAUCUCAUAAUAAUUAAACCUCAAUCGAAGAUCAGUCUUUUCACCAUUGUAACUAGGGAAGGAUGAAUAAAGAGAAUCUUCGGUUUUAAUCAUUUUAAAUGCUCUUAAUUCCCUCAUCAUCUCCUGUCGACAUCAUGCGCGUAUUAUUUUCCAUGGCACGAGUCAUGAGGUCAAGCGCCGAAACCUGGCUGCUGACGGCGACUUCCUUAUCAAGGUGCAUGAUGUCAGAGAGUUCCGCGUUUAUACUUCAACGGUGAAGUC
Messenger RNA from Vollenhovia emeryi, 970 nucleotides. RefSeq lists its product as uncharacterized. Lineage: Eukaryota; Metazoa; Arthropoda; Insecta; Hymenoptera; Formicidae. The record is from RefSeq and is a predicted model, not a curated record. Bases 28 to 639 code for a protein of 203 amino acids. The transcript has 2 exons.